AGAAGGAGGCUGGAGGAACAGUAGUAAAUUGGCUUCUUGUAGCUGGGAGGCUGGAAGGUGGCAGUAGCUGAAGUUGUCUGGCUGCCCCUCCCCCUCAGCAGCUUAAAUAAAAUUCUGAGCACAGAGCUUGGAGUUUUGCCAUUGACUUUGAGUCUUUUCUUAUAUAAUGUCUUCAUUUUUUGUUCUGGAUCCUGCAAAGUCGCAUACCCAGCUCUGCAGAUAUUUGUGCAAUGCUCCUGUAUUGUUUGCUGUUUCUUCUUUCCUCCCCCUCUCCCUUGGCUGCUUGAAUUCUCACUGGCAUGGUGCUGUGGAUUGUGAUAAUGCCUGCUUGCAUUUAUGUGCAUCAUGUGUCCUCUCACAUAAAUCCCAUCAAUUAUUUUCAUAUAACUCCCACCUGAAAAGUCAUAUUGUGGAAUACCUGUGCUUCGAAGACUACCUCAAAGACUAAAGAUACAAAGCUCUCAUAAAAUUCAUCAAUUUGCCCUUCCAUUUCCCUUUAGGCUCACCAACUUUUUUUUUUUAAACCUGAUACAAACUGUGAUGAAAUGAUAGAACCAUUUUACAAAUUACAGGAACAACAGAUUACAAUACUUAAAAUGUUUUUAUUAGGAAAGGUACUUUGAGAACAUCAGACAUUCUGUGGCAGGUUAAUUUAAAUGGAAGAAAAUAUGUUUUAAUACCUCAAUAAAAUUUUUGUAGUGAUUUGGAAUUUUUUUGUGUUUUGUUUUGAGUUGCCUUUUCUUUUUUACACUUGUUUGUUCCAUAUAUAUGAGAUGGAAAGAAGUUUCUGGGCCACUCUAUAUUCCAUUUUGGAUUUUUACAGUCUCUUCAGUCAAAUCUGAUAAAUUGUGAAGAGAUGUGACAGUGAAAUGGCAAUUAAGGUGAAUAAUGGUGGAGUGAAACGUUCUAAAGUAUGUGUUAUAAGUGCACAUAGUGUUAAAAUAUUUUUUGCUAGUUUUUUCCCUUUCAUGUGGGGGAGUAAAAAGAAGUACUGAAAUUAAUGCAUAGCUAGCAAAAUAGUCAUUGCAAAAAAGCAGCUCUAUUUCCUAUAUUUUGUGAAGAAGGUGUUUGUGAAAGAUAGGACAUUUCAGUCAGUUAGGGUUUUUCCAGGUUUGUUGUUUUGAUUUUUUUUUUCCACCUGAGAGUUGCAAGUUAUUCAAUCAUUCUUCUUCUCUGGUUGUUCUCAUUUGUGGCUUUCUGUUCAAAACUAAUUGCUUCCUACUUUUAGAUACCUAAAGUACAUUCAAGGAAAAGAGCACUCUGCUUCUAGUGUUUUUCUGGCUUCUCAGCACUGAAAAUGAAUACCUGAUAUGUUUUAGCUUGAAAUCCCAUUGUAAUACUAGUGUGACACGAAGUGGAAAAAUAAGUGUGGGGAGAAAAAAAGACCAGAAGAGUGUGGCUGUGUCUGUUCAUGCAUUCUCAUGCCUCAUGUGCCACAUCAACAGUGUGUAAGUAAGCAUAUGUGUUUUGCUGUGCUGGUCUUGCUUAUUGCAGUGCUGGCUGCUCUUGAAGAAUUAGGAGCAGUUUACAGUGAUCAGGUUGUCUGUAGUGUUCUGCUGUAGUAAAGUAAGCCUUGGUUUUAUUUUGUAAGGUUGUCAGGACAACAGCUUAUUAUUCUUGCUCCUCUUGGUGUUUCCCUAAAGCAGUGGAGGGAGCUUUUUCAAAGGCAGUGGCUGCCUUGCCUCACUGGGUUGCAGGAUUGCAAGCUGUGAUUUGGGUUCAGCAGGAUGCUCUGAGUUUGUUGUGUAAAAAUUCUAAUUGAUGAUGAAUGCAAACCCAGUGUGAGAAUAAUUUUUCUUCAUUGGACUAAUGAAAAACAACCCAUUGUAUUUACAAACCCAUGUCCUAUUUUCUCCACAGUAUUGGUAUUAAUCUUCUGCUCUCUUCCAUCUGAGGCUCAGAGAAAAAAAUGUUUGAAAUUUGACAGUAUGGAACUUGUGAUAGGAGUUGAGACAAGGUAGGAAUUAGUUUAAAGCUAUGUUAUGUCAGUGUGCUACAGUCUGACACUGGAGCUAACAAGGAAAUCAACUGGGAUUUCUGUUAGGUUGAGUUUGUGAUGUUUUUGACAAAAACAUGAGAUAAAUUUGUGUUCAGUGAUAAGCCACACAGUAAUGUUGAGGUGUUGGCGUUUUGAAGAGCUACUGUUAUGUUCUUGUUACAGGGUAAAAUAGAAAAAGAAUGUAUGUUGUUAAAUACAGCAAGCUAAAUAACUACUGAGUUGUUCUCUGAGUAUGGUCAUUUUAUGUAAGAGGUGCAAAUAUUUUCAACUGCAAUAACUUUUAGAUUGUUGGGAUGUUCAGGGGUGGGAAACUUGUUGGGAUGUUCAGCAGGGCAAAUCACAUGAAGAAAGCUUUUAAAUAGCCGAGGAUUUAAAAAUUAUUAUUUCAUAAACUAUGCUAAAACAUGAGACUGAUUUUAGCACUUCCAUAGCCUCCUUUAUAUUAUUAUUAUGGAGGGAUUUUUUAGCUUGAUCCAAGUUCUUUGAUCUGGGUUGAACUGUAGUAGUAAUUAAGUGAUGUCCAGGUACUUAAAAUCCUUUUAUCAAAACUGUAACCUUUUAUUUCAAGUUCCCUUUUCAGACAACUGAAACAACAGUCCAUUCACAGAAUAAUUUGGCAGAGAUACACAGGCGUCUGCAUUCAGUCCUGGAAGCUGCCUGGCAGAAUUAGAAACUAUUGGGAUAAACAUUUUCUCCCUUGUCUGGCUACCAUUUUUUUGAGAGCAGGCGGGUACUCCAGAGGUGGGUGUCUUCCUCCUCUCAGAUCCUUUGCUGUUUCCAUCCCCUCACCCCAAAAUUUUCUUAAUAUCUUUGUACAUGUCUUUGAACCACACAAUUGUUAGCAUAGGAAACCAUUUCAAAAGGUUCUUUUUAGAGCUGUUGAGAUGAGGUGGAGUAAAUAGAGUGAUUGGUUAAUUCAUAACAGUGUGUGAACAGUUUGCUCAUUUCCACUUUUUAAAAUGUAGAAUUUGAGCAGUUUGUUACAAAAAGGAGUCAGAAUAGAUGAGAUUAUCUAAACUGGUCAAGAACUGUACAGGUGGUUGCUCAGAGUGCUACACUGAAAAACCUCAAAUACAAAUUGAGCUCAAAUAUUUUCUAUACAGGAUGAAGUUUCUACUGAUAGAGCAGAGGGUUUUACUGACAUUCUGAGCCAGGCUGCUUGAUCUGGACCCCUGGAAAUCAUUACCUCUGGUGGAGAUUUCUGAGUGAAGGGCAAGCACGAUUUCAUUAGUCUGUGCCAUUGUCAGAUUUGGUAAUUUUGCUAAUGUCUGCUUCUGUCACACUUGGAAUGCUUUGUGCUUUAUCUCUGUGAUUGUUUGAUCUUUGAAAUGAAGUUUCUAGGAGCAUAACUACCCUUGAAACUUUAUUUGUCAGAUUCUGCCGAGUCAAAUAGGAUCAAAAAAUCUUGAGGUGGAGGGAGGUGUUGUACUGUAUGACUGCAUAAGCCUUGUUUCCUUAGGAAAUAAAAAAUUGAUGACCAUUCUUUCUGUUAUACUGGUCUGCAGCAAAUAGAUACUACAUUUGAAAAGUGUUUUGUUUUUACUUUGUAUUUUACUGCUCUGUUUUUUAAAGUAUUGUUACAUGCAUAAGGUUACAUUAUAACUAUCAAUGUACAGAGUGUACCUUUCUGCUUUCUAAUGAGUGUACAAACUGUGUCUUUGUAUGCAAAAAUUGCUAAUUGAGUAUCUACCCUUGCUUUGUGGGGCUGAGUGUUAAAACAGAAUAUUUACAUAUAUAUUAUAUAUAUUAUAAUAUUUCUUUCUCUUGAGGAAAAUUGAUGCUUAAUAGUAAUGUUUUUCUCUUUCUUGUGUAGGCUGUACCCAACAGUAUCAAUAUUCCUAUCCACUCAUUUUCCAGUGUUCAGUAUGCCUGUAGGUCAGAGGUGUUUAAAGUUGCAAGUUAGAGAUUUUCUUUUUUUCUAUGUCAGCUGUCUCAAUUGCAUCUCUCAGUGCAGUUGUAUGUAUUCUUUAUGGCAGCGACUGUAAUAACUGCAGGGAAAAGUAAUAGUAAGAAAUAUAUAAGAUCUGUUAGGUAUUUGCCUCUGUGACUUAACAACCAGUUCUAAGAAUGAAAAAAACAACUCCACAAUAUAAACCAUUCUCAGCAAGUGUUGCUUUCUGUGAGUGGACAUUUACUCAACUAGAAACCCCCUAAGUAGGGGUCAGUGUAUCUGUGGCAGCUGUAGGUAUAAUAUGAAUCAAUUACAUUGAUAAAUAACUUUAAACUUCAUUUUAAGACAUUAUUUGUAUUGCUUUGCUUGUUACAGUGUGAAGUCUUUCCUAUUUCCUGACUCAUGUAUAAGGUGGAUAAUGACUUUAGGUUUCCUUGGUUGGGUUAUGAAAUUAAUUUUUAUUUUUAUGGACUAUAUUUACAGAUUCUGAAACUUAAACCCAUUCAUCAUGUAUGUUUAAUACAUAAACAUAUUUUUCUUUAGUCAUAUGUUUUCUUCCUUAUUAGGAAGGAAUCUACUGGAGUUGUUUCUGUUUUGUGUUCAGUUUUGUUUUCUUUUUUUCCUUAAGCAGUAAUUAAAAUAGCAUUGUGUGAAGUUUCUGAGCAUCUUUUAUGUACUUAUUUGUAGCUGUGGUACCUUUCUGUGUACUACUGAAACUGUAAAUGCCAUCAGAUCAGGUUUAAUAUUGCAUAUGGCAGUUGGACCAUUGUUUAUCUUCAGUUUAUCCAGGCUUUAAGCAUGAUUGUCAGGCUCAAAACAUAGCACCUAACGGUUUGUAUUCCACCUGGAGACAAGUUACAAGAGGAGUACUGUACUGGGACCUGUUUUGUUUAUUACCUUGAUCAGUGACCUAGAGGAGGAGAUGAAGUGUAUUCUUAUCAAAUUUGCGUGUGACAUCAUGUUGUGGGAGUAGUUGCCACAUUUGAGGGCAGUGCUCUGCAGCUGCGAGAGGCUGGUGGAAUGGACCGUGUGACAUUCCACAAGGAUAAAUGCAUCUUCCUACCCCUUGCCACAGGAUGGGGUGGGGAGUGACUUCCUGGGAGACAGCUCUGCUGGAAGGGACCUGCGCAUUCUGACACACGAGCCAGCACGUCAGGCUUCACUGACAGUGACAAAUGCCAGCAGCAUGCUAGGCUGGAUGAGCAGAAGCAGAGCCAGUGGGUUGCCAAUACUCAGUAUUCUUUAGGCCAGCACUUUGGAUACACCCAUCCAGUUUUGGUUCCCCAAAUACAAUGAGUAAAUUGAAUCUAAUUUGGUGGAAAGCCAGAAAGAUGAGGGGCUUAGGGCAUGUAAGGAGAGGCUGAGAGAAAUGGCUUUGCACAGCCUGGACAGCAGGAAGCUCAGGGGAUGCUUACCUCACACUGGCUGCCUCACAAGGUGACACCUAAGAGGUUAUCAAGAACACGUGUCCAGGCCCUUUACAGGGGUACAUGGCAUGAGGAACAGAGACAGUGGUCACAGUCUAAAACAGGUGAGGUUCUGAUUUGGCACCUGCAAAUAAAAUUCAUCCUAAGGACACUGAGGAGCUGGAAUAGGUAGCACAGGUUGUCAAAUCUACAUCCUUUUCAUUUUUUUUAAGACUAAACUGGGCAAAGCUGUAAGCAAGUCAGUCAAUACAGUGCUGUUGUGGCUUCCAGUGUGAAUUAAUCUAUGAAAUAUCACAACAUUUUUGUGGUUAUCAGUUGCUCUGGUAAUUGAGAAUUUUAGUUGCUAUUCCAGUAUACUGUGAUUUCACUUUAUCAUAUUUCAGAAUUUUUACAGAAUAUUUCUCUAUUACCAUACUGUGAAGAUCUUUUUACAAGACUCCUUACGGUCUUGCAUUAUAGGCUCAUAUUGUAUAUUCUUUGUCUAAACCAGUAGACAAGAAUUCCCAAAUAAAUUUUUGGCAGUUAAAUAUUUUACAACUACAGAACUUAACAGUAAAAUAAAUGCUUGAAGACAAUAGCAUGUCCUCUCAGGUUUGGCUUCAGAUACACUUUGCUGACUUUGUCACUGAUUAAAACAUGUUUAGCAAUACUAGAAUUUGAAUGUGUGAAUUUCUAUUGAGCAAUUCCAUUGGAUCCCUUCCAAAAGAUUAUUUUAAUGUUAAGGAGAAGGAUGUGAAUUUGAAAUUGGCUCUCAGCAAGUCAAACUUAGAUUUGUAUUUGGUUCUUUUGCUUUGGCUACUAAUUUUCGUAUGGUGAAACUUGUGAUAACCCAUGUAGAGGUACCCAUGUUGCUGGGGAAAAGAAUCUGUGAUUUGUUUGAGUAUUUUAAAAUACAAAUUAAAAUGGUUCAGUUCCGAAAACAUCUUCUGUUUGCACUUUUAAAUGGUCAGCCUUAACCUCUUAGUUUUAUUAGCUAUAAACAAGAGCCAGCAGAACCUCAGAAGCUUGAAAUGAUUCCUGCUCUUUCUCAUCCAGCUUCACAGUGGUUACACUUUUAAGUAUUUCUGUGUUUACCAAAGCAUGAGCCAGACCUUCAGAUCCCUGUUUUGGUUUUUAGAAUCCAUUUUAUUAAAUGUUUAAAAUUUCAGGUGUUUGUAUAACAUUCAACUUCAGUAUGAAAGAGGUUGCAAAUAUGUGCUGAGAUAAUCAAAACAAACAGGAAAGGGAAUGGAAAGAAUUUCCUUUAGGGUAAAAUUCCUUUAAGUUGAAAUAACCAUGAUAGAUAGUGCUUGUCAAUUGGCAAGGAAAGCUGGGACUUGCCUUCUGAAGAUUUUAUUUUGCUGAAAAUGGAAGAACAUGGAAAAGCUCAGUCAGAUGUCCUUUUCAAACCAUACUUUCAGCAAAAAAAAAAAAGAAAUAAAACAUUAAUUCUAUUAAACUUACGAAUCUCCAAAACUGUUGCAUUAACUCUGAUGACAGGUACACAUCAAUGUCUUCAGAAACUGAAACCUUCAGAUCUAACUCGUUAGUGAGUUUAAAAAGUCUGUUCAUUGACAUUUUAUUUAUGGAGCAGGACUAAGCUUUUGAAGUUAAUCUCCUGAUCUUUCCACUUGAUAAUAUUUUGUUUGCAUGAUGGAGAAGUUUUAGAGAAUGUAAAAUAUAUUUGUCAUGAAACUAACUCAAAUAAAAUGUUGACCUUAACAUAAACUGUGUUUCUAGUUCUGAGUGCUAUACAGAGUAAAUGAGAAAUGGAAGCUAAAAAGAGCACUGCUGAAGCUGAUGUGCUUUACAAAAAUUUAAGGUGAAUAUUUGAGAGGAAAGCAAAUAGCAAGAUGAAACAAAGUUUAUGGAGUAAACACUUAUUUUUCUGUAUUCAGGAAGUAAAUAUUUUCUCUAACUUGUUAUGACUUGGACAGAAUUAUAAAAAUAUUGUGUCUUCAUUUUGUCAAGCUCAUUCAAAUUGAGUUGGGUAAUCUGAGACAUGGUUACUCAAUGGGAAGGGUACUUAAACAAAAUAAACAGAACCCACCAAACCCCCCACACUAUUAAGGAAAGUGAUUGAGAACUGCUGUUCUGCAGGUUUAAAAGCAUUACAUUAGCUGCACCUACUUUGCUCUUUAGGUAUUUUUCAGGCUUUUUUCACGUUCAGCUUGAGGUGGAAAAAGUGCAUAUUCCUUGGGCUGUCCCCUCUUCUAUCCUCCCUUUGUUCCUCAUGAAGGCAGUAUGGCUGUUUACAUAAAUUCUUAAUGGAAAGAUCACAGAGCACUGUCUUGUAAUGGUGACUUUUUCAAUGUUUAAUUUUUAUGGCUUUUGCUUGCUAUAGUAGUUUGACUCACAGAUUUGAUCACAUACCAGCAUUUUGGUUACUUGCACCAAAAUAAAAACACAGUUGCUAUAUUUGCUUUGUAUUUUUCUAUUUCUGCCCUGGCUUUUUUUUUUUUGUUCAUUUAAAGUAGCUUUCAACAAAAUUGCAAUUAAUUGCCAGUAGCCCAGCUGAUUUAUAGCAACAACAUAAAAAUUCUUAUAGUUGAGCUGACCACAAUAAAACCUUGCAGUUAUGAGAUAUUAUGAAACCUAAAAUCUGAGCUUCUAAUAAAAUGUUUAUGGCCUUCAACCUUUUUGGCAAUAAAUUAAAAAACCAAGAAAUCUGUUUAGAAUGCAUUUUUUCCUUAAACGGUAAUGACAUAAUUUCUACUGUAAUACUUUUCUCCUCCCACAUGGAGUCUUUCAUUCUGCAGUAAAAGUUUUCAUGCCCUUGUGCUCUAUUCUGUCUCCCACACACCUCCACUGACUUGCCAUUACCCACUUGUGGAACAAAAAAAUGACUUUGCUUAGAAAGCAUAGGUCUGUGGUACAGCUGCCCAACUCACUGAAACCCUGGGUGGUUUACUGUGUCCAAAGGGGCCCAGUGUGUGGUUUAUCUCUUCAGAGGCUGGAGGCAGAGCACGCCUCCUGGUGAAAGACAGCUGGCUGUCAGCUCCUGGGCACCUUCUGGCUGGGAAGUGUGUGCUCAGAUUUGCAUCCUACCCAUAAGGUUUCCCAUUUGUUGCUGCCAAGAGGAUGUGCUCUCAGCCCCUGAGUAGUCCAACACCACAGGUUGCCCCUUAACCACUGGCAAAUUGGUGAAAUUCCUUUUCCAGCCAUGCAUUUUAAAAUAAUGGAGCAUGACGUAGAGGAGUAGAUGGAGAGUGUUUUUUAGACACAGAGUGUUCUGCCCUUUCAAACAACUUGGACUUUAAACAAUUUUCUAUCUCAGCAGUUAGAGGAAAUAAAAACUCUGCAGGAGGUUCUGAAGACCAGAAAGUCUGUAUAUGGUUCACAGAGAUGGUGGUGGAGGAGGGGGCUGGAGAGGGGUUGUUUGCUUAAUGGACUUCAAAUGCCUAAAUACUUUUCAGGAUACUAAUCUUGUCCUUUUUAUUUUUCCCCCCUCUUUAAUACCUAUAGGGCAAGCACCUUUUAUCAUACAGAUGAAGUAAUAAAAUGAAUCAACUGUGUGAUGUUUGGGUAUGGUGGCAAUGAAAGCCUCUUGAGCUUCUAUGUCAUCAAUAUUUUGAAUACUUUGACAGAAAGACUGUCUCAUGUAGAAUCAGGGUUUUUUUCUUAUUUUAACAUCUUGCCUGAAACAUACUGUUAGUAUGUAUACUCUGGAAGUUGUUCAUAAAUUUAAUGAUAACUCUGAUAUCCUUGACAGAAGUAGCUUCACUUUUCUUUUUUGUUCUCUUCUAUGUGACUUCUGUACCCACUGGUAUGUUUUCAUAUUAUCUUUGUAAUCAAAGAUCUUGUAGAACUUCCACACUAUGAGUACAUGGAGAAACUAAGUUAAUAAAGAUGCCAUUAUCUUAUUAGAAGAGUUGAUAACAUUAAUGUUUAAGAGGCAAUAAGGUGUACAGCAAUGUUUUCUAGGAAGUUAAUAUAUUAACAACAGUUUUUCUCCAUAAAUGGAUGGGUUGCAGAAUACAUGGAUGCUUUUGCUUUCAAGGUGCUCUUGGGGGAGGGUGAGAAGACCAAGUGAAUGAAAACACAUGGGAAAUAUGGAAAUGUUAAUAAUCAUUUAUACAAAAUGCUCUCAAUUUUUGUUAGAUUAAGAGAAGUGUUCACCUGAAAGAAAAUAAAUCACUUCAAGCUUUGUUAUACAUAAAGCACUAAAUUAGAUGAGUUUAGGUGGUGGGUUUGGGGUUUUUUUCUUGUAUCAAAAGAAUGCCAUUAUGUUCUUUCCUGACUGCUCUGUGAUAAUUACAGAUGGGAGUCCAGCUCUGUAUUUUAUGAUCAUUGAUAUUUUGAGUAGAAUAUGUGAGACUUUGGGAUUUAUACUAAGCACACCGCAAGCUUGCUUUGUUUGUCAUUUCCCUAUUUUUUUUUUCCAAAACUAAUUUUCCGUUAUUAUAUUGUGAGCAGUUUAUAACAAAAUGAUGGUGUGUUUGUCUAGUAGUCCACAAGUGAGUAACUACUCUGAAUGCCUGAACCUUGCGGCCUUCACAGAACAAAAAAAUGUGUCUGAAACUUAACACUGUCUUUUGUGAUAGAGGGAUAUAGGAGAAAAAAAUGAAAAACUUGCAAAGCGAGUCUCUCUUUGUACAGAACUGUCACUGCCCUGCUUGGCUGAUACAGAUUCUUUUCAGCUGUCACUUUCAGUACAAAGGGGACAAAGCCUGUGCCUGGACUUACUCCCACUGUCUUAGUCUGAUUUUUGUCUAAAGCAGUCUGAGGCCUGCAAGAUUAUUGACCAUUUGUCCCAUCAGAGUGCCAAGGUCUAGAAUUCUGACCUUUCUGUGUUUUGUAAGUUCAUGGUCAGUUUUUAAAGUAGGUUUGUUUCAAUAUUAACACUAGAUACUAUUUUUCUCUUGUGGUAGGGGAUAAAAUAUUGUCAAGCAAAAAUAUUCUGCUCUCUUCAUAUCCAAAGUAAAUUGCAUGGUAUUUUAUGUUCCUUUUGUUUGCUUCUUUCUUUCUUUUUGCCUAUACUUCUUAAAUGUAGGCUAACUUGAAAAGACUUUGGUUUUCUGCAGAAAGCAGUUAUGUACCUGAUUUUUCUCAAAAGCGUGAGCUGCUUAAAAAUCUUACAGGUGAUAAUCAUGAUUGAAACAAGAAACACUAUCCCUUUUGUGGGAAGGGAGAAGACAUGCUGUGUAAUAUUUAGGAUAUUUGUGAUAGAGGCAAAGUGUGUAUACUGCAAUUGAACAGUUGUCUUGAGCAUGAAAAGAAAUAAAACAACAGUAAUGAUCUUAGGUUGCGGAGUAGGAGAGUCUUUGCCACAUGUGAGAGGGGUGAGAGGCUUGGGUGUGUGUGUUUGGGUGCCUGUGCACAUCUGAAAUGUAGAAAGAGAAAUAAGACAUAACUAUGAGUGUCUAUUUCAUUGUCUGUUCCAAGUGGGCAAAAGAAGCAAAGCUCUCAGGUCUGAAACACGGCACUGAUGAGACUUUGUUGUUGAUCUUGGGUUUAUAAGUCAGCAGAAGGAAACAGUUUAUCCUUGGUCUGUGAUGUUUAUGAUUUAGAACUUUUUUUUGAUUGCUAGAUGUCUAUUCCUGGUAGAAAUGUUAUACUGAUUGGCUGCAGAUUUUUAUGACUUUCAUUUUAUUGCAGUUUUCAGCAUGAAAUAAAUCAUACAAACUUAAUGAGUAUAAAUUGUUAUAGAAAUAUAGAAUUUUUAUUGAGAUAAAACUGUGUGGUGACAAACACAGUUUCAAAAUAAUUGUAAAUCAAUAUUUUACUCCAGUCUUCUUUCUAGGACCAAUUGAAGCUUCAUAAUAAAAAGCUUUGUCUUUGUUUAGUUUUGAUUCAAUGGCUGAGAUAAAGGACGUGUUUCUAGAACUUGAACUGCCUUGAAAGUUUGUUUCAAGUUAGGUUACAUUCCUCUGAUUUACUGAAUUUUUUAACAGGACCAAAAGCCUGUGCCCACUACAGCAUGGCAGAGCAGUGUGCUUGGUGAAGGAGGGAGAUUUGGUUUUGAGGCAGAAGAUGUGGCAUGGCCUGGUGCCAAAGCUGUGCUCAACCUUUACUAAGUGGCAGAAUGCAUAAAGGUAUCUCCAUUUUGUUGAUGUCAGAAAAAGAGUGACUGAAGUUGGCAUCCUGUGUGAACCCUUCUAGCCAAAGAUUUAAGAAAUUUGUCGGGAUUAAUACUGAACUGAAUGCAUCUGAACUGAAGGAAAUUUUUUGAGAUUGCUCUCCUGAUAGAAACUGUACAAAAAAUGGUACACUGAGGUCCCUGCCUGCACCUGUGGGAAGACUGUAACAGUAUUUUUAUAUCACAGUUUAUUGGCCCAUAAAAGACGAUGUAAUAACAAAUGUAACAGUAAAUUUAUGCAAUAGUAGUGGUUCCCCUCCCACUGACUGGACAUGAGUGAUCAAAGGUCUUUGCAAGAAGAUAAGCACAAGGUUAGCAGAACUUCCUCCAAGUUCAGGGAGUCUUCAAGAAGCAUGCAAUCUGAUGAUUAUUUUGCUAGAAAACUUAAAGCCUUGAAUGGUAGCAUGGGUCCUCCUGUUCCUUCAAAUGCCUCUAGCAAAGCUGAAAAUAAUCAAACAAAUGGUACACCAGCCGUGCCUAAAAUGGGUGUUCGAGCAAGGGUAUCUGAAUGGCCUCCUAAAAAGGAUUGCUCUAAGGAGCUGAGUAAAGCUGCUUGGGAAAACCGACCUCCAGCCAGUUAUGAAGGUGUUGGCUCAGUACUUCCAAAUGGACAAAACGACCAAAGUGAUGAACAGCAAGAAGAGCUAGAACUGGAAUUUACAGAGGGAAAAUAUUCAAUUGGAGAUCUUUUUGUUCAUUCACCUCAAAGGGGUCUUCAUCCCAUAAGGCAAAGAAGCAACAGUGAUGUGACAAUAAGCGAUAUUGAUGCUGAAGAUGUGUUAGACCAAAAUGCUGUUAACCCAAAUACUGGAGCAGCUCUUCACAGAGAAUAUGGCAGUACUUCUUCAAUUGAUAGACAAGGCUUGUCUGGAGAAAAUUUUUUUGCAAUGCUGAGAGGAUACAGAGUGGAAAAUUUUGAACAUAAAACCCUUGCUCCUUUUGGAUUUUCUGAGUUUUUCCACUGUGAUCCUACGGUUUCUCCGAGUCUACAUGCUGCUGCACAGAUUUCCAGGGGAGAAUUUGUCAGGAUUUCUGGGUUGGAUUAUAUGGAUAGUGCCCUACUUAUUGGUCGAGACAGGGAGAAAUCUUUCAAGAGGCGACUUAAAUCAGAAGCAGUAGAAACAUCUCUGUUUAGAAAAUUGCGAACAGUUAAAAGCGAGCACGAAACUUUUAAGUUUUCAUCAGACCUGGAUGAUAGACUUGACAGAAAUGUUCGUUCUUGGAACUGUCAGAAAUGUUUUGCACAUUAUGAUGUUCAGAGCGUUUUGUUUAACAUAAAUGAAGCAAUGGCUACCAGAGUAAAUGUAGGAAAAAGAAAAAAUAUCACCACUGGGGCCUCAGCUGCGUCACAAACUCAGAUGCCAGCAGGCCAGACUGGAAACUGUGAAUCUCCUUUGGGAAGCAAAGAGGAUCUCAAUUCAAAAGAGAACUUAGAUGCUGAUGAGGGCGAUGGGAAAAGCAAUGAUUUAGUAUUGAGUUGCCCUUACUUCAGGAAUGAAACUGGUGGGGAAGGAGAUAGACGGAUUGCACUUUCUAGGGCAAAUUCAGCAUCUUUUUCUUCAGGUGAAAGUUGUUCUUUUGAGUCCUCUCUGAGUUCCCAUUGCACAAAUGCUGGUGUUUCAGUACUGGAAGUACCAAGGGAAAACCAGUCCAUCCACAGAGAGAAAGUGAAGCGUUACAUCAUAGAACACAUUGAUCUUGGAGCAUAUUAUUACCGCAAGUUCUUCUAUGGAAAAGAGCAUCAGAACUACUUUGGAAUAGAUGAAAAUCUUGGACCUGUAGCAGUCAGCAUCCGGAGGGAAAAGGUUGAAGAUGCUAAGGAGAAAGAAGGAUCUCAGUUCAACUAUCGUAUAGUUUUCAGGACAAGUGAGCUUACUACACUUAGAGGAGCAAUUUUAGAAGAUGCUAUACCAUCCACUGCUCGUCAUGGCACGGCAAGGGGUCUGCCUCUCAAAGAGGUGCUGGAGUAUGUAAUACCAGAGCUGAGCAUCCAGUGCCUGAGACAGGCUUCCAGCUCACCCAAAGUACCCGAGCAGCUGCUUAAACUGGAUGAACAAGGGCUGAGUUUUCAACAUAAGAUUGGUAUCCUUUACUGCAAAGCAGGCCAAAGCACAGAAGAAGAAAUGUAUAACAACGAGAUGGCAGGACCAGCUUUUGAAGAGUUCCUGGAUCUACUGGGUCAGAGAGUACGGCUAAAAGGAUUCAGUAAAUACAGGGCUCAGCUAGAUAAUAAAACUGAUUCAACAGGAACUCAUUCCCUCUAUACUACCUAUAAAGAUUAUGAAUUAAUGUUUCAUGUAUCAACAAUGCUUCCGUACAUGCCCAGUAACAGGCAACAGGAUAUAACUACGCCCUGCUUGGUCCCUGAUCAGGACAUCCCUCUAGUUUUAGAACCAGCAGGAGAUCCAAAGAGCAAGCUGCUAAGGAAAAGACAUAUAGGAAAUGACAUAGUUACAAUUGUCUUCCAAGAGCCAGGAGCACUUCCUUUUACUCCAAAAAAUAUUCGUUCCCACUUUCAACAUGUAUUUGUCAUUGUCAAAGUGCAUAAUCCUUGCACUGAAAAUGUGUGUUAUAGUGUUGGUGUUUCACGAUCAAAAGAUGUUCCCUCAUUUGGUCCACCCAUUCCCAAAGGAGUAACUUUCCCCAAGUCUGCAGUCUUUAGGGACUUCCUUUUAGCCAAAGUUAUUAAUGCUGAAAAUGCAGCACAUAAGUCAGAAAAAUUUCGAGCCAUGGCCACAAGGACACGCCAAGAAUACUUGAAAGAUCUGGCAGAAAACUUUGUUACCACAGCUACAGUGGAUACUUCAGCCAAGUUCAGCUUUAUUACUUUAGGGGCAAAAAAGAAGGAAAAAGUGAAACCAAGGAAAGAUGCACAUCUAUUCAGUGUUGGAGCAAUUAUGUGGAAUGUGAUUGCCCGAGAUUUUGGCCAGUCUGCUGACAUUGAAUGUCUCCUCGGAAUCUCCAAUGAGUUUAUCAUGUUGAUUGAAAAGGAAUCAAAAAAUGUUGUGUUUAACUGCUCCUGCAGAGAUGUUAUUGGAUGGACAUCUGGAUUAAUGAGCAUCAAAAUAUUUUAUGAAAGAGGAGAAUGUAUUCUUCUGUCUGCAGCAGAUAAUUGUACUGAAGACAUCAGAGAAAUUGUUCAAAGACUUGAAAUAGUGACCAGAGGAUGCGAAACCACAGAAAUGACCCUGCGGAGAAAUGGGCUGGGCCAGCUCGGAUUCCACGUGAACUUUGAAGGGAUAGUGGCAGACGUGGAGCCCUUUGGAUUUGCAUGGAAAGCAGGCCUACGGCAGGGGAGCCGCCUGGUCGAGAUCUGUAAAGUGGCUGUGGCAACGCUGACCCACGAGCAAAUGAUCGACCUCUUGCGCACGUCGGUGACAGUAAAAGUGGUCAUUAUUCAACCACACGAGGAUGGAGCGCCCAGAAGGGGUUGUUCAGAACUUUGUCGUAUACCCAUGGUGGAAUACAAACUUGACAGUGAAGGCACCCCAUGUGAGUAUAAAACCCCUUUCAGAAGGAAUACCACUUGGCAUCGGGUGCCGACUCCCGCUGGGCAGCCUCUCUCUCGUGCCUCUCCAAUCCUAGGAACAUCUGACAGACUGCAGUGCCAGCAGCUUCUCCAGCAGGCUCAGACAGCCAUUCCUCGUAGCACUUCCUUUGAUAGAAAACUGCCAGAUGGUGCAAGAAGUUCUCCAAGCAACCAAUCCUCAUCCAGUGACCCAGGACCCAGCGGGAGCAGCCACUGGAGACAGCAAGUGGGAUAUGAUGGAUGCCAGUCCCCUUUACUCCAUGAACAUCACCAAGGUUCAGGCUCACUGGAGUGUGAAGGAGGCAGAGAACGAGAGGAAACUUUGGAAGGAACUAGACAUUCUGAAGCCAAGUGGCAUGCACCAUCAACCAAAGUCCUGAGCUCCUACAAAGAGCGAGCUUUACAGAAAGAAGGCAGUGGCAAGGAGUCACCAAACAAGCUUUCGCAUAUUGGGGACAAAAGCUGUUCAAGCCACUCCAGCAGCAACACCUUAUCCAGCAAUACAUCCAGCAACAGCGAUGAGAAGCACUUUGGUUCUGGAGACCUGAUGGACCCCGAGCUGCUUGGAUUAACAUACAUAAAGGGAGCUUCCACGGACAGCGGCAUCGACACGGCUCCCUGCAUGCCGGCUCCUCUGCUGGCCCCGCUGCACCUGGCUGGCAGCAGGUCCGGGGUGCACUGCCACACGGAGCAGUGGCCGGAGGCUUCUGAGGCUCCCGGGCCCGACGAUGAUGCCGCUAAGAUCUAUGCUGUCCAUAGCUAUGCCUCUGCCAUCUCCACCAGCCACACGGCUGAGGGCAGCAUGGGAGACCUGAGUGAAAUCUCCUCUCAUUCCAGUGGGUCACAUCAUUCAGGAAGCCCAUCAACGCACUGCUCUAAAAAGAGUGGCUCCCUAGAUACCUCCAAAGUUUAUAUAGUGUCGCAGAAUAGUAGUCAACAGAUGUCUGGGUCGAUUUCAAAACCCUACCACAGACAAGGAGCAGUGAGUAAAUAUGUCAUUGGAUGGAAAAAAUCGGAAGGAAGUCCUACACCUGAAGAAUCUGAAGUUUCAGAAUGUCAUGAAGUGUAUGAUGAUAUUGAUGCUGUGUCUGCAUCGAGUCCACUCCAAACUUCUGUCAGGAAUGCUAUUGUUGAAGGCCAGCAAGUCUUGUCCAAAGAAGAUUUUCUGAAGUUGAUGCUGCCAGACAGCCUCUCUAUGGAGGAAGGGAGAAGAAAGUUUUCAUGUUAUGGAAACCUCAGCCCACGGAGGACGCUUUACCGCACCCUCUCUGAUGAAAGCAUAUGUAGCAAUCGAAGGGGAUCUUCCUAUGCCAGCUCUCGAAGCUCAAUGAUAGACCAGGCCUUGCCAAAUGACAUCUUGUUCAGCACUACCCCACCAUAUCACAGCACAUUGCCUCCCAGAAUGAGCCUGACUCCUGGAAUGGGAAAUCUGAGAAAUGAAUUCUGGUUCUCAGAUGGGUCCUUAUCUGAUAAAGCCAAAUUCAAUGAUCCUGGCCUGAUGCCCCUGCCAGACACUGCCACAGGGCUAGACUGGUCUCACCUGGUAGAUGCUGCACGAGCGUUUGAAGGUUUUGACUCAGAUGAAGAAUUUGGGCCGUUCUGUCAUCAGACGCCGUUUCUAGAUCAGAGAGUAGCAUCUUUUUGCACCUUGAAUGAUAUGCAGCAAGCUCAGGGCUUGGAAGGAGCACAGGAGUUACCUUUGGAUGAGAGUCCCCCAGAUGGAAAAGAUUUUCUUGAGGAUGCGGGGGAACAUGCUCCAAGUACUCUGACUGGAAAAGUAAACCAGCUGGAAGUCAUCCUCCGGCAGCUGCAAACUGACCUGAGAAAGGAAAAACAGGACAAGGCAGUUCUCCAAGCAGAGGUACAGCACCUGAGACAGGAUAACAUGAGACUUCAGGAAGAAUCUCAAACAGCAGCUGCUCAACUGAGAAAAUUUACAGAAUGGUUUUUUAAUACGAUAGACAAAAAAUCCUAA
This is a messenger RNA of Motacilla alba alba, 16879 nucleotides long. RefSeq names its product signal induced proliferation associated 1 like 2 (gene SIPA1L2). Gene Ontology annotation, molecular function: protein binding; GTPase activator activity. The record is from RefSeq and is a predicted model, not a curated record. Gene Ontology annotation, biological process: regulation of small GTPase mediated signal transduction; activation of GTPase activity. The coding region runs from base 11648 to 16879 and encodes 1743 amino acids. NCBI's taxonomy places the organism in Eukaryota, Metazoa, Chordata, Aves, Passeriformes, Motacillidae. The transcript is spliced from 24 exons. Gene Ontology annotation, cellular component: cytoplasm.